Durio zibethinus is the source of this 1627-nucleotide messenger RNA. The record is from RefSeq and is a predicted model, not a curated record. NCBI's taxonomy places the organism in Eukaryota, Viridiplantae, Streptophyta, Magnoliopsida, Malvales, Malvaceae.
GGUCUCAAUCAGGGCUUGGAAAUGCUAAAAAUUUUUAAAAGUUACUCAGCAAAAACAAAAUUGUUAGAUGACUUUGGAUUUUGUGAAAAUUGAGAGUAGACUCUCAAUGCGAAAUAGAAUUACAAGUCAGCUACUCCUAGAUACAAGGAAGAUGAUUUGACUAAGCAAACAAAAGGGGGAGAGAGGAAAGUGGUAGAAGACUUGAGGAGGACCAAGAAAACUACUGAUUCAACAUCCCUCCUCAUUAAUCUCACUCAAAAGCUCUCCCUUAAUGGCUGCACUGUGAAGAGCAUUGCUGUAAAGAACCCAAUAAAAAAUUCAUUUCCUUCCCUCCACCAUAGCCAUUCAGCUAUAAUACUAGUUAAGAUUAGCUAAGGGGGGGUCUUCUUUUUUUCUCAACUGUGAAAUUCUUUUUCAUCUGAUUCGGCUUUUUUAGUUGGCAAGCAGUGAGUUUGAAUUAGCAUUUGUAGGAGUAUGUUCCUAUUCCUUAAACUUACAGAAUAAUUAUAGUAAUAAAUAUCAAGGUUGCCAUCUGAUUAGAAGAUAGAUCAAUUAAGCUCCCAGUAUCUCUUUUGCUCAACCAAAUACCUUGUGCAUCAACAAAAUUAUAUUCCAAAGUACGGAAAUGGUAUUUGUGAUGUAUGCUUUUCUUCCAUGGAUCAUGCAGUUUUCUUUAAAGAGGGGGCAAAAAUUAUUCAGAACAAACAGACAUUUUGAUUGAUGAUGUGGCAAACCACCAAUGGUAAUAUUCGAUAUUGGGGCAGCCGUAUAGCCCAGAACUACGUGUUUGACAACCUACCGAACAAUUUAGAGCCAAGAAGAAUUGUAGUAUAAUUAUCAAGCCAACCCCAACGACAUUGGACAAUUGCCAAGUUGAGAAUGGAUAAGAAGGCGAACUAACAACACUCAAAUUUCUUCUAUACAUUUUUCUCAAAACAGUUGAACGCAAAAUUACCUACCUGAUCAGCCGACCACCAUGGAUUUUGGUAUAUAAACUCAGCUCAUGCGUUGGUUUUCCUCACUCAAACACAGAAAAAGAACUGCUUUAUCAUUUCAGACAUUGGAAUUAGUGGAAAUGGCCUCUUUCAAUUGGUUCAUCUUAGCCUUCUUCGUGGGACUGACAUUUUCCGGUAUGAAUGUUGGGCUAGCAGCUCGCCAUCUGCAGCAAUUACCAACUUUGCCAGGAACCGGGCUGCCACCAUUGCCAUCUGUUCCAACGCUGCCACAGCCGACAAUGCCAACUUCGCCUACCAUCCAGCCAACACUACCUAGGCCUGGCUCGCUACCUCCACUUCCUAGCAUUCCCAACUUGCCUACUGUCCCAAGGGCUUCCUUGCCACCACUGCCAAGCAUGCCUUCGAUCCCCACAAUUCCAAUUACAAUUCCCUCCAUUCCAUUCCUCUCUCCACCACCUUCAACUUCCAGCCCUUGAGACGAUGGCGUUCAUCUGCUGUUAAGAGAGUUGGAGAGUUUCACUUGUUUAUUUCAGUUCGUUUCCUCUUGUACGCAGUGUGUGCUUUUCUGUUACAUUAUUUUCAUUUUUCAUCAUCUUAGCAUAGAUGGGUGUUUCCAUAUUAUUUGUUGUACCUUGUCAUAUCCUAUUAUGGAUUUAUAUUCAUCAUUAUGU